AUGCAGAUGGCUUGGGACAUGACAGGGUGUACUUAUGAUGCCCGACAGUUUUGCAGAUUCAAGCAUAUACAGUCUUUUUGGCUGUUGCUCAGUUUUGAGAAAUCAGUUGUCUUAGCUCAACAUGCACAGGAUGCCUUUGACGAUUUUGACAAUGAACUGAAAGGUCUCCCAGAUGAUGCCAGAGCUCAUCUUAAACAGUUUUGUCAGAACAAGAACCUAGAAAAGCUGGAGUACCUUUUGCAGCAAAUGUUUGACUGUCUUCUGCUGAGAGUAGCUCAACCAGUUGACCCAAAUGAUCAGGAAGCCAUCGACCUGAAACGCAUAAGUCUGCGAGACAUCCUUCAAGGUGACCGAGAUGCUCCGCUGUACUGUAAGGAACCUGAUGAGACACUGACCGAGGAAGACAUCCUCACAUUCCCAGCAGACAUCUUGGGGAAGCACAUUCCCGACACCUGGCUGGCUGUCCUCCGGGAACUCACACAACGCAGAAAGGAGUUUCAAUAGUGCCUCAACUUCUGUCAAUAGUGGAUUGUCAUACUUAUGUUGUGUAAAUGUUGAAUCUAAUAGAAAUUAUGAAUUGUGGCAGUCCUCUGGUAACUCACACAACGCAGGAAGGAGUUUCAAUAGUGCCUUCAGUGUAGGUCAAUAGAUCGUCAUACUUUUGUUGAAGUAGAAUGAAGAUGUCGAUCACUUAAUAUUACAGACUUAUAUUAAUUCUUGACAUAACUACUUUCGGUUUGUUUAUUAUCUUUAUAUUUGAAUUCGCUGAUGUUACAAUUGCUCUCAUGUAUAUAUUUUUUUUCAUAUAGUGCAGUAGUUUUCCACUUUUUGCUUUUCAUUUUGUGAUGUGUUAUAACCAAAUUGUUUUGAAUACUUGUAUCUUGAAACAUUUUUAAUGAAACUAUACGUAUCAUGUUAUGUAUGAUUUAAUCACUCGAUAUAUAUUUUCUAGACUUUUUCCUAUUUAGAAUAUGUAUAUGACAUAAAUUCAAAUGAUUUUGAUAGUGCUGAUGGAAAAGAAAUAUGUCCUUGCUCUUAGUACUUAGUACUGCUUACUCUUACAUAUUGCAUAAUAACAUAUAUUCUGGAAUGAAUGUUUUUGUUCAUGCCAGAGGUUUAAUGUAGGUUACAACAUUGUAGAUGUAUACAUAUGUAUUUUCUUUGGUGUGGCAUUCUGCUGUGCCAAGAUGUACCAGUAUUGAUCUGUAACAUGGUCUACACACUAUGCUAUAGAAUACACAUUUCUUUUUCUUACCUGAUCUUAAUACAUGCAGCUGUGUACAGAGAUUCACCUAUAGAAAACACUCAUGCAUUCUGUGUUCACUCAGAAAUAUGUAACUGAUGGAUCUGUUCCCUCUACAUGAUCAUAUUAGUAACAGCACCCUUUGCUAUGUAUAUAUAUAUGCAGAGAUUUAAUUCAUAUUUGUUGUUAGAAUCAUAUAUAAACUUCUCUGUCAUUGGUGUUUGAAGGUGAACUUGUAUGAGGAUUUGAUCAGCAUCUGUCUGAUUUGCAAUAUGUUGACCUUCUUAUACAGAUUACAAUUUCUUUUUGGAUUGUAGAUGAAUGUUUACAAAUUAUUAUUUUGUUUAGUAUUGAGGUAAGAAGAAGACAUUUUACCUGAACAGAGUCUUAAUAACCAAGCUUGAUGUUAAUAAUAAUAUUAUUUAAAGAAUCUUUAUUGAUUUUUUGUUGUUUUAAAACAUGUCAAACAGUAAUAAACACACAAAUGGAUGUUCAGUAAAUACUGUAGAUCAAUAUUAUAUCAAUGACAGGAAUAUGAUAUGAAUGCAUUCUGUUGUGUCAAGUUGAGGCGAAAGGGUUAUUUAUGUGAUGUUAUAGGAGUUGAAGAUACUGCAUUUUCAAUGUAGAACUAUAUGUUCCCUGUAGAUUUGAUGUCACUUAGUUGACUUUCAAAUCCAAACUAUAAUACUUUCUGCCCAAAUGGAUACUUGAAGUAUUUUGGUAACUGCAACUCUGCUUUCUGUAGCCUACACUUGUACAUACAUGUAUAAUCAUUUCCAAAUGACUGAGACAGAAGAAACCUAUGUGCUAGUCGAUCAAUUUUCCUGUAUUAUUUCCAAUAUGUUUGAUAGUUGACUGCACUCAGAAAGUCAGAUUAUCAAUCGCUUUGUGAAAGAUUUAUCCAGGGUAUGAUUUAUUCAGGUUAACUGAUAACAUGUAAUAAUGUGUAUAUCACUCACUCACUCACACACACACACACACACACAAUAAUAUUAAAUAACAUAAACACCAUUUUAUAAUCAUGCUUUUGUUUGCUUCACAUGUACCGGUACGUUUUGUAGGGGUUUUUUUCAGUAAUAUGUCAGUUUUGAUUUCUUUCCUGUAUUAUUGCAGUUUGCUUCAUUCAAUGCAGCACAUCCAGAAUGUGUUUUUUUCACCAACAUGGUGAAUAAAAUGUACAAAAAGUAAUGUUGUUUAUCUUUGUAUUAGUAGAUAUACAUUUUAAAAGCAAGAGCUUUAUGAGCAGUUGUUUAAAGUGGUUUAUAUCAUCCAGUAUGUAUGCUAUAGUAAAACAUUUCAUGUGUUGCUUGGAAUAUUUUGACUUUGAAGUUACAGCUAUGAUCUGUCUUUCAAAAAAUGUUUCAUUUAACAGGACCUCAUAAAUUCAGUAUAUUGAUAAUGAGAUGUAUUUAGAUGUCCUUUUAUAGAAAAAGUGACAAAUCAGGUCACAAAACUAGGUUGAUAUCUUGAUUUGUUGAGAGACUGUGUUACAGUAGAUAGAAAACUAAUUAAUCUAGAUGACAUGACCAUCACACACGAGGUUCCCCGACACAAACUGCUGCAGUAGUUAUUAUAGUCGAGGAACUAUUGUGAUUGGCUGAAUGUCAAGGAUCAGGAUGUUAGUAAAUAGGUGAAGUGUGUAUAUAUGUCAUUUUACAAUCAGGUUUCAUUUGUGUACAUAUAAAUUCAUUAAAUCAGAUUUGUUUUAUUUGAUUCUUUAGUUGCUUUUGACAUCCCAGUUUAAUCCUUUCUCCUCAACGGAUGAUUUAAUGAGGCAAAUGUUUGAAAGUUUGAAAUAUAUUUUUGUUUAUCUAGUGUCCAUUUUCAUACCAUUCUCUUAAACAGUGAAAUCAUGAGCACUUUACAGAAAAUAUAUCUCUGUAUUUGGAAUAUGAUUAUUGAAGGUCAUCUUUUGAAUAUAUUUUACUAUAGCUUAGAAAUACAUUUGCUCAUACCUGUACAACAAAAUAUAUUCAUGGUGAGGUGAGGUGAAAUUCAAGAUUAUUGCACUUAUAUAUAUGUGUCUGUCUGGCUGAUUGUACUAAUCCUGGCUAAAUCCGGGGUUUUUUUUUGUGCUAGCCCACUGAGAUACCAUGUGGCAGUUUAACAUAGCCCACUCAGACAAACUAUAAUGAUUCCUAGCCGCAACAUGUAAGUAAACUGUGUAUAGAACUGAAGUUUCUGUGGUAAAGCAAAAAGCAAUGAUUGCAUGACAUGGUACCUCUUAAUUGUGAAAAUUAAGGAUGUUGGAAAGGCUCGUCAUUCUGUGAUGUUAAGGUUAGAAAUAUGUUUAUCACAUAAUAUUUUGUUUGUUUAUCUGCUUUUUAGGUGUUGGUUGUAUUUGUUUUCUAUUUAACAAUAAAGAACUCACCUUUAAUCAUGUUAUUACAGUUUGUAACACAGCAGUCAUAGUAUUUAAGACUUUGUUAUGAUCGGAAACCAGAAUAAUAAUAGUUUUCUCAGAAGACAUUUUGAUUCUGUGCUCUUUAGGUGAGGAAUGCAUGACAUGAUUUAAUAAAGGCUUAUAACUGGUU
This is a messenger RNA of Haliotis rufescens (red abalone), 3777 nucleotides long. RefSeq lists its product as uncharacterized. The coding region runs from base 1 to 504 and encodes 167 amino acids. The record is from RefSeq and is a predicted model, not a curated record. Lineage: Eukaryota; Metazoa; Mollusca; Gastropoda; Lepetellida; Haliotidae. The transcript has 4 exons.